Molecule: messenger RNA, 2589 nt
Organism: Pisolithus orientalis
Lineage: Eukaryota; Fungi; Basidiomycota; Agaricomycetes; Boletales; Pisolithaceae
Product: TIP-1 family-domain-containing protein
Exons: 14
Coding region: 25-2589 (854 amino acids)
Biological process (GO): retrograde vesicle-mediated transport, Golgi to endoplasmic reticulum; regulation of ER to Golgi vesicle-mediated transport; endoplasmic reticulum to Golgi vesicle-mediated transport
Cellular component (GO): Dsl1/NZR complex
Source: RefSeq, a predicted model, not a curated record
AGCGAAGCUUUGCAGAAGGGAUUUAUGUCUGCGCAGACACUACACCAGCUCCAGGAGCCCCCAAGCACGAACCUUGCACACAAGGCGGCCGUCGAAGUUCUCAACGCGAAUUUCGCCGACGCAACCCACCUUGGAGACCUCGAACACGUGUUGCGGGACACGAGUGCAGGACAAGCUAUAACGAAACAACAGCUUUUGGAAUCCGAGAAAGCUCUAGGGUCAUUUAUCACCAAGACUAGGGUUGAGGCCAUAACCCAGCUCGAGAAUGCCCGAGACCUCGCCUCUCAACGAGAUGGAAUAGAAGAUGAACUUUGCUUACCUUUCCCAUUUCCUACAACUGAGGACAAUGUCGCUACACUGCUAGAGGACAUAGAAGUUAUGCAUCGUGCCUUGAAGGAACUCGAGAAUGUCCGUGCCUAUGUUGCAGUCGUCCAACGUGGUCUUGCACUGAGCGAAGCAGCGGUGUCGCAGUUGCAUACUCGAUCCUCUCCUCUCUCUGCUACCUCAGUCUCUGAAUAUGUCGCCUUGCAAAGUUUCACUGCCGACGUUACUCGGACAUGUAGAGCCGUGGAAGACCUAGGCAACUCCCAUGGUUCCCUUCACCUCCUAUCAUUCCUAGAAAAGCUCAGCGAGAAGACUUGGACCGACAUGAAGGCGAUUCUAUCUGCGACGCUCGUGUCUGCGGCAGAAAACGUGAAUUGGCCGAUGGCAAUUGACUUCUCCGCCGCAAGCGAAGAAGUGCGUUCCAAGUUCGACUCGGCUUUCUUAGACCUAUUGCAGCUUCAAGAGAUUGGACAGUCAUUGCAGUCUUCCCAAGAAGACGAGAGUCUGUAUCCUCUUCAGGCAUUGGUACACCCAGUAACGUUGCGCUUCAAGUACCACUUUGAUGGGGAACGGGAGACAAACCGGCCAGACAAGCCUGAGUGGUACUUCACUCAUAUUGCUAAUGUCGCUCACGACCAUAGACCAUUCAUGGAAGGUGUAGUGCAAAGAUUAUUGAUCGGAACCAAAUUCCAGAAUGUCAAUGCAUGGCACCAAUAUGUCAAGCUCCUUUUAGGCAUUCUCGAACGCAAAAUCAAGCGUUCCGUGCCGCAACUCCUUGGUAGUCCUGCUUUAUUGGCACACACAAUCUAUCAGUCAUUGCUGUUCGACUCCAGUUUGCGCGAACUGGGUUAUGAAUUCGUUCAAGUAGAGGGCAAGAGAGACGAGGAGGCUGAGAAGGGGGGUAUCAGCAGACUAAUUCUCGACGAAAAGGAGUGGUUUGAUGCAUGGAUCGAAGGAGAAAAGAAAUUUGCGGAUGACCAGUAUCACGAAAUAAUCAGCGCCACCGACGCAUGGGUUAUUGUUAAUGAUCACUCAGCCGACUCUGGAGAGCUCACCCGUUCAAAUGAGAGUGAUAUUAAAGCGACGAAUUCUGCUCGGAGGGUAAAGGCUCUGGUAGAGCAGAUUACAGAUCGCUACAUGCCUCUACCUUCUUUCCGUCAACGUUCUCAGUUUCUCAUCUAUGUUCAAGUUCCUGUACUCGAAAAUUAUCAUUCACGAAUAUCUUCGUCUCUUGAUGCGUUCGAGACCCUUUCAUCCGCUUUCGUCCGGGCAGUGCCAGGUGCUCUCGGAGUCGAUACCACAAAGACCGAUUCCAAAAGACUUACUGGAGGUGUGGAAGGAAGUCAGCGUCUAUGCAAGGCACUCCUGAGCGCCCGCUAUGUCGACAGCGCAAUGAGGACAUGGGGAGAAGAAACUUUCUUUUUGGAACUUUGGGCCGAAAUUAACCGGCGUGCAUACCUCCGUACUAGAGUUGGUGCACAUCCCUCCUUGCCGCAUCCAAACACGUGGAACGUGCAGGGAACACCUGAGGGUACGAUCUUCGAGGAGUUGGUAAUGCAGUACGCAAAACUCGUCUCGCGAGCUGAGGACAUGCUCAUUCAGCAAAUUUAUGGAGAAUGCGAGGCUACCUUGAAAGCUCAUUUCAAUGCCUUAGCUAGCCUUCCGAAUAGCACAGAGGGAACUGCAGACAGCAUAAUGAUUCCCCCAACGCUCUUUCCCUCGGUUGCCCUCCUCUCGUCCCACCUGACCUAUCUUCGCUCUACGUUGCCAUCUUCCGCCGUCACUCACCUAUAUCGGCGCAUUGCCUCCCGCAUCUCCGAGCACGUCCUACAACGUGAAGCCUAUACCAUCCAGGCAGAAUGCGAACUCUGGGUGGAGACCUGCCAGGGGGCGCUGAAUACGUCACAUGCGCGGGCGGAGAAGCCUUGGGGUAGGCUACUCGCAGCGGGAAGGUUGUUGGCUGCAGAGGUGCAGGGUCACGAACGAACGUUUCAGACGUUUUCGAGCGAACGUUGGUGGGAGGCAGAUGAGGAUGAAGAUGUUUGGGAAGAUAUAUUGGAUGACUUGACCGGACUGGGAACGGGAGGCCUACGGAAGGAUGAGGUGAAGGCAAUUUUGAGACUAAGGGAUAUCGAUACCCCACUUCUUUUCACUACAUUGUACCCCUUCUACCCACUCUCCCGCUCUCACUCUCGUGAAGAACGGGAUGUCACUGUCACUGUUAUCAUGCAUGCAAUCGAAAUAUUUUCUGGCUUCCAGCUGUAG